This is a messenger RNA of Oldenlandia corymbosa var. corymbosa, 1020 nucleotides long. NCBI's taxonomy places the organism in Eukaryota, Viridiplantae, Streptophyta, Magnoliopsida, Gentianales, Rubiaceae. The record is from the annotation of a GenBank genome assembly.
AUGGUGGUCACAAGGUCAAUGAAAUUGCGGAAACCGGGAAAUGGUGGUGGCGAUUCGAUCCGAGUCGAUCGGAUUAGUGAUUUACCCGCAGAAAUCAUUUACCACAUCCUCUCCUUCUGUCCCACGGAUUCUGUUUUAGCGACGAAACGUUGGAGGCGUCACUGGACUAAAUUAACCAGCUUUUUUGUUUUGACGAUGAAUCGUGGCUUGCCGGAAGCAAAACUCGUCAAUGCUCAGGUCUCCAUGGACCGGUUUCGUCUGAAAAUGGACUUUUUCUCCUUAAAGUUCCCCCCUGUGGUUUGUCUCCCAAAACUUACUAGAUUGUUGCUAAGAAGAGUUAACUAUGAAUCGGGCGAGUCUUUUCGCCGGCUUGUAUCUGGUUGUCCCGUGCUUGAAUCUCUUGAAAUCCACAGGAAUCUCGAUGAUAACAUGGAAGUUUGUACAAUCUCUUCCCUUAGUAGCCUUAAACGCCUCUGUUAUGUUCAUAAAUGCCGCGGUAAGGUUUAUUCCAAGCUGGAAAUCGUUACGCCUGCACUUGAGUACGUAUAUGUUGAUGAUUUGGGGUCUAUGGAGGGCGAAGAUCUGAGGUUAUCGUGCUACUUGAAGGCAGGCUUUGCAGUAGCCACCAACAAUCUGUCGCGAGAUUUCGAGAGACUGACCAAAUUGUUUAUUAAGUUUGCCGGCUGUAAUUUCCGAAGUCUCAUGGAUUUGAUUGAUCAUUGUGCCGCAUUGGAUGAACUCCACAUUGAGACGCUGCAACGUUAUGCCUCAGAAUGCGACAUAUGGAAGGAUCCAACCAGUGUUUCCAGAUGCUUGUUAUCUAGUCUCACGCGAGUGUCAUAUAAAGAAUAUCAAGGCCAUCAAGAUGACAAGGGAAUGUUAAGGUUCAUUGUUAAUCAUGCUUUGGUGUUGAAAAGAGUUGAUGUACGCAGGAUUGAUGUCAAGGUAAAGUUAAGUUCACUCGAAGAGGUAUUAAUGUCAUCCAAAGUGUCUCCAGCAUGUGAACUCUCGUUUUCUUGA